Radiomyces spectabilis is the source of this 537-nucleotide messenger RNA. Its product is annotated as calmodulin-4-like protein. The transcript has 2 exons. Gene Ontology annotation, molecular function: calcium ion binding. Lineage: Eukaryota; Fungi; Mucoromycota; Mucoromycetes; Mucorales; Radiomycetaceae. The record is from RefSeq and is a predicted model, not a curated record. Bases 1 to 537 code for a protein of 178 amino acids.
AUGAACACAUCGGUUGUGACACCGGAAGAACUUGAUUCACUUCGUGAAGCGUUCAAGUUAUAUGAUCUUCACAGUGCCGGCGGUAUUAGUUUGCAAGACUUUGCCAAAGUACUGCAGGGCCUCGACAUCGCCACGGAUCCCGAACAAAUCCAAAUGUUGAUCGAUUCAGCGGAUGCCAAUCAUGACAAUAAAAUUGACUUUGACGAAUUUGUUGACGCCAUGAACAAAUAUAUACCCUCUGGAUGUAUCGAUGACACGGACCUAUCCAGUUCCACAUGCACCAUCAUCUCGGAAAAACCCAUAUCCAUGAAACAUAAAUUACGGUCGCCAGAAGAAGAAGAAAUGAUGCGGUGUUUUCAAGCGUUCGAUACGAACAAUGACGGUCAUAUUGACAGGGAAGAAUUGGUGCAUGUCAUGGAUAAACUUGGGAACCAUCUUAGCGCCGAAGAAAUCAAAGACAUGAUUGCCAUCGCCGAUACCAACAAUGACGGUUAUAUUGACUUUGAAGAAUUUAUGCAACUCAUUCCGCCAGCCUGA